This is a messenger RNA of Camelus dromedarius (Arabian camel), 1204 nucleotides long. RefSeq names its product olfactory receptor 6C3-like. The coding region runs from base 187 to 1122 and encodes 311 amino acids. Gene Ontology annotation, biological process: G protein-coupled receptor signaling pathway. The record is from RefSeq and is a predicted model, not a curated record. Gene Ontology annotation, cellular component: membrane. The transcript has a single exon. NCBI's taxonomy places the organism in Eukaryota, Metazoa, Chordata, Mammalia, Artiodactyla, Camelidae. Gene Ontology annotation, molecular function: olfactory receptor activity; G protein-coupled receptor activity.
UAUAUACUAAGAUAUAAUGCAAAUAAGAGAGUCUGAUGAAUAUAACAUCAGCAUGGAUUCUAGAAAAUGUUUGAGAAUUGUAUCAGUGAUGAUAUUGAUCAUGAUGAAUUAUCUUCCAUCUCUUCCCUCUAAUAUACUUCCCACCUAAAUAUCCUGAAAGAAGGAAAAGGAGAGAGACAGAGAGAAAUGAACCACACAGUGAUCACAGAGUUUGUCCUCCUAGGCCUUUCUGAUGAUCCUGACCUUCAGAUUGUGAUUUUCCUCUUUUUGUUUAUCACAUAUGUAUUAAGUGUCACUGGAAACCUCACUAUCAUCACCCUGACUUUGCUGGACUCCCAUCUACAGACGCCAAUGUAUUUCUUCCUCCGAAACUUCUCUUUCCUAGAAGUCUCCUUUACCACUGUAUGUAUUCCUAGGUUUCUGGGGACAAUUAUCACCAGAGAUAAGACUAUUUCUUUUAACAGUUGUGCAGCUCAGCUAUUUUUCUUUAUAUUCAUGGGGGUGACAGAGUUUUACAUUCUAACUGCCAUGUCCUACGACCGCUACGUUGCCAUCUGCAAGCCCCUUCAUUAUACAGCCAUCAUGAGCAGGAAAGUCUGCAGCCUGCUUGCACUAUGUGCAUGGCUGGGUUCCUUUCUGACUGUUUUCCCACCUGUUGUGCUUCUCCUCCAGCUGGAUUUCUGUGCCUCCAAUGUCAUUGAUCACUUUGCAUGUGACUAUUUUCCCCUUUUGCAAUUAUCUUGCUCAGAUACGUGGUUCCUAGAAGUAAUGGGAUUUUAUUUUGCUUUGGUUAGUUUGCUGUUCACCUUGGCAUUAGUGAUUUUGUCUUAUAUGUACAUCAUCAGGACUGUUUUGAGAAUCCCAUCUGCCAGUCAGAGGAAAAAGGCUUUCUCCACGUGUUCCUCUCACAUGAUUGUCAUUUCCAUCUCUUAUGGAAGCUGUAUAUUCAUGUAUGCUAAUCCCUCGGCCAAAGAAAAGGCAUCUGUCACUAAAGGGGUAGCUGUUCUCAACACGUCUGUUGCCCCCAUGCUCAACCCCUUCAUUUACACCCUGAGAAACCAGCAAGUAAAACAAGCCUUCAAAGACAUGGUCUAUAAAGUAAUAUUUUCUGCCAAGAAAUGAAUUUUUUGACAAAAAUAAAGGACACUCUAAAGAGCUAUUAGGUUAAAUCUUGGAAUUCCUGAAUGUCAUACAACUAUGCUUG